UGUAAAACGCUGGAUCAGCCAUAGUGUUGUUCCUGCUUCCUCCACCCACCACCCUUUUCUACGACAGGAAGAAACAUCAAAAUCAGGAUUUCCUGAGCUAAUAAUCGCACAAUGUGUGGGAUUUUUGGGUACAUUAACUACUUGGUCGAACGCGACAGAGGAUCUAUCUUAAACACCCUCGUAAAAGGCUUGAAACGGCUUGAAUACCGUGGUUAUGACUCUGCUGGUAUUGCUGUUGACGGCGACGAGGGCCAAGACUUCCUCUUGUUUAAGGAGGUUGGAAAAGUUAAUAAACUUGCCGAAACGGUUGAAAAGUCAAACGUUGACAUGUCGAAAAAGUUUAAAACUCACUGUGCCAUCAGCCAUACACGGUGGGCCACUCACGGCAAGCCGUCGCCCGUAAACUGCCAUCCUCAACGUUCUGAUCCUCACAGCGAGUUUGUCGUCGUUCACAAUGGUAUCUUCACAAAUUACCGUGAGCUGCGGACAGUGCUCGAGUCCCGUAACAUGGCAUUUGAAAGUGAGACAGAUACGGAAUGCGUUGCAAAACUCUGUAAACUCGUGUACGACUCUUCUCCAGGAAUCAGCUUCAUUGAGCUCGCAAAAAUAGUCAUUCGUGAGCUUGAGGGUGCUUUCGCAUUGCUUAUCAAGAGUUCCCACUACCCGGGCGAGGUGAUUGCAACCCGUCGCGGCUCUCCCUUGUUGGUAGGCUUGAAAAGCAGUAAGAAACUCAAGGUUGAUUUCGUUGACGUAGAAUUUCCUGAGCCUUCUAGUGAUUCUGACGGGAAAAAAUCACCCACUCCUCUGAGACCGUUCUUUUCCGAGACGAAUGGUGAAACUAUGUUGCGCGGUGACAAGCCAGAACUGCUCCACCGUCCGCAGAGUCGUGCAUUUGUGCCGGAAGAAGGUUCUCCAGGCCCUGUCGAAUACUUUUUUGCCUCAGAUGCCACACCUAUUAUUGAGUAUACGAAGCGUGUUAUGUUUAUGGAAGAUGAUGACAUUGCACAUGUAAGUAGCAAUGGCGAGCUGCAUGUACACCGCUUGCGCCGUGACGCCAAUGCUAGCACUACUCGUGCGAUUGAAACGCUGGAAAUGGAAAUUGCUAGUGUUAUGAAGGGCUCCUUUAAUCACUACAUGGAGAAGGAGAUCUUUGAGCAGCCUGAAAGUCUGAUGAACACCAUGAGAGGUCGUGUCAACUUUGCUGAUGGACUUGUGAAGCUUGGUGGCCUUGAAGCUUACUAUGAUAUUAUGCGCCGCAGCCGCCGUCUCAUUUUCAUUGCUUGUGGCACUUCCUACCAUUCAUGUCUAGCCGUCCGUCCUACGUUCGAAGAGCUCACCGGUUUGCCAGUCGUAGUUGAAUUGGCAUCCGAUUUUAUGGAUCGCAGACCACCAUUGUACCGUGACGACACUGUUGUUUUUGUUUCGCAGUCCGGCGAAACUGCGGACACAUUGUCUGCUCUUCGGUAUGCAUUGGAACACGGCGCACUGACUGUUGGUGUUGUCAAUGUUGUAGGCUCAUCGAUUUCUCGUCAAACACACUGUGGUGUCCAUAUCAACGCUGGUCCUGAAAUUUGUGUCGCCUCCACAAAGGCUUACACUUCACAAUUUGUUGCUCUAAUUCUCAUCGCUCUCUAUCUUUCGCGUGACUCGGUUUCCCGUGCUGAACGUCGGGCAGCAAUUAUUACCGGCCUCGGUGAACUGUGCGAAAAGGCCAGAGAAGCAUUGAAAUUGAGUUCGUCUUUGAAGCAACUUGUGCAGGAGCGGCUUUUGCAAGAGAAGAACAUGCUUGUCAUUGGUCGUGGCUACCACUAUGCCACAGCAAUGGAAGGGGCUCUCAAGGUGAAGGAGAUUUCUUACAUGCAUGCCGAAGGUAUCAUGGCCGGUGAACUCAAGCACGGCACCUUAGCACUUGUAGACAAGGACAUCCCCAUUGUUAUGUUCAUGUCUGAUGACAGCAACGUUCAUAAGACCAAGAAUGCUUAUGAACAGGUUGUUGCCCGGGGUGGACGUCCCAUUCUAAUUGCCAAUGACGAGUCUCUUGCGCUUCAAAAAUCGUCUGCAUUUGUUGUUCCCAAAACGGUAGACUGUCUUCAGGGCAUCAUUAACGUUAUUCCUAUGCAAAUCAUUGCCUACUGGCUUGCUGUGCUGCGUGGUUACGAUGUCGAUCAACCUCGCAACCUGGCCAAGUCUGUUACGGUGGAGUAGAUGACUGUCAUAGGAAGCAAGACUUUUAGAGUUUGUAUCUUUCUGUGUUUAUUGGUGUCGUGAGCGCAUUGCCCUUUUUGUCUGCAAUUAUUUCCAACUGGCCUCAUAAUCCAGUUUUUCCUUGCGCCCUUCCGCUUCGACGCAUAUACGGUUUGCUAUGACAAGCCAUUACUCAUUUUCUUGGCAGUUACUUGUCGAUUACGCAUGAUUUUUACAAACGCUAUCGUGUUUACGACCAACAUGUCAUCCCUCCUUUAGACGUGUCUCAUUAAUUGUUAUGACCAUUACAUGUUCUACUAUGAAAAUUCAUUUCUACAAUUCUUUAUGCAUCUCCUAGACGCGGUUUCAUGACGCAAACCUUUUCAGUAGGAGAAGGGCAAGACAAAAGUGCUUACCUUUUGCGGCUUUCAAUCUCAACGCUGGAAGAUGUUCAACAAAAGACGACCUCGCUGGGCUCGCUUAUUUUCUACGCUACUACUUGCAGAUGGACUUUGCGAUGCGCACUUGAAGCAGUCACAAUCUUUUCACUAUUUUAUAUAAAGCAUGAAGCGACAGUCCAUCCUCCAUGUUCGUGUACAGAGGAGCUUCGCACCACAUUGUGUGUGCUUAUCCGUGAUCGCUUUGGUUAAUGGGCGUUUCCCUUCUCUAUAUCCGUUUAUUCUUAUCAGGUUGCUCCCUUUCGAAGCAUCAGCAUGCGUUAAUAAGCAUUUUUUGUGUCUUCUAGGUUUGGGGAGGCUCGAACUAUUUAUGAAACUAAAACCUAUACUUGAAACUGAAACUGUCAAAGCUUAUGCGACGACUCCAAGAACGUCUUUUGCCUUGACCGGGGCGUUCUCAGGAGGGGGGCUUUCUAGUCCUUGGUAGUUGCUAGAAUGAAUGCACUAGUUUGAGGGAGGGAGUCUCUCCAUGGCUUUUUCCUAUAGAAUGUGUUAACAUCUUUCCCUUGUUUAGCCUUUAGUUUCUUAUUACGAUUAUGUUAUGAAUGAUUAUGCAUGUUUGAAAACUACUCGUUCACCAAGUUGCGACAGUAUCUGGGGUAAGCAACACUUGAUGCCCGGAAUGCUUCCCUUCUGGCUUGAAAAUUCUGCUUUUUUAAAGGUGCCACCGUUACAGACCGGACGCAUUGCCUUCAAUCAAUUUCAACCAUUAUUUCAUUACUCACAUCCCUUCUAUCUGUUAUUCAUAAGUCGACUCUGAUUUACUUCUGGCCGAUAACUUCGACCCAGUAGUUGUCAGGGUCAAGCAAGAACAUAAUGUCCUUCAUGCGACCGUCGGUGAGUCUCUUCUUGAAGUUGAGCUUGUCCUUCUCAAACUUUUCGGCAGCGGCCUCAAUGUUGUCUACAGAAAUGCAAACAUGACCGAAACCGCGAGACUCGUCAUCAUUGCCGUUCUUGUACACAGGACCUUCUUGCUCCUCAGUGCCCCAGUUGUGAGUGAGCUCGAGAAUGCCCUCACGGUCACCACGAGCAAUGUCAGCUGGGUAAGCCAAGAAGUACAGCGAGAACUUGGCUUCCGGGUAGUCGGACUUGUCAAUGAGUUGCAGACCCAACUUCUCAUAGAAAGCCAGACUAGCCUUGGGAUCCUUGGCACGAAUCAUCGUGUGGUUGAAACGAGUGUUAGCCUUGUUGAAACUAGGCGUCUUCUUGGAUUGAUUGAUGAGUUCAAUCCAGUAGUUGUCGGGGUCGCGGAUGAAAGCGAUGUUCUUCAUACGGCCAUCGGUCAAACGCUUUUGGAAAGUAACUCCCUUUGACUCAAAAUAGGCACAAGCAUCCUCGAUGUUGUCGACCGAGAUACAGAUGUGACCAAAGCCACGAGACUGGUCAUCGUUACCGUUCUUGUACACGGGACCCUCCUCAUUCUCAGUGCCGAAGUUGUGAGUGAGCUCGAGAAUACCCUGUCUCUUCGUGCGUUCGACACCGUGGUGAAGAGCAUUGUCCCCGUCAAAGGCCAAGAAAGUCAACGAGAACUUGUUCUCCUCGAAGACCCAUUGAUCGAUCUGCUUCAUACCAAGUAUGUCACAGUAGAACUCCAAACUCUUCUUCAAGUCCUUCACACGAAGCAUCGUGUGGUUCAUCUUGUACGUGCUCAUAUCAGUGCUCAUUGUGAAAUAGAAAGGGAACUGAUUAACUUGUGUGUUGUGGAAGUCUAAAGUCUGAACGAGUCUUUAUGUCUCAACAAACAAAAAUUUCUUAACGGCAGUAUUGUUGUUUCACCAAGUCUAAAUCAUUUGGUCAGCACCAGAUCAUGUUGUAACGUGUUCGUCAGAGCAAGCCGGCAUCAGCAAAACUUUGAGACGUAAGCUGUCGAUUUCCACGACAAUUCUGCAAGUAGAACUUGAGAUUUUGUCACUAAAAUCUUCAACAAAAUGUUGUAAUUUGGACAAAUGUUUUGUUCGCCGACCAGCCAAAAUUGG
Schizosaccharomyces japonicus yFS275 is the source of this 4618-nucleotide messenger RNA. RefSeq names its product glutamine-fructose-6-phosphate transaminase. The coding region runs from base 112 to 2205 and encodes 697 amino acids. Gene Ontology annotation, biological process: UDP-N-acetylglucosamine biosynthetic process; L-glutamine metabolic process; carbohydrate derivative metabolic process. The transcript is spliced from 3 exons. NCBI's taxonomy places the organism in Eukaryota, Fungi, Ascomycota, Schizosaccharomycetes, Schizosaccharomycetales, Schizosaccharomycetaceae. Gene Ontology annotation, molecular function: L-glutamine:D-fructose-6-phosphate transaminase (isomerizing) activity; carbohydrate derivative binding; carbohydrate binding. The record is from RefSeq and is a predicted model, not a curated record.